AGCCCUUCCUGGUCACAUGACACAUGGGUGGCUGAAAACACGUCCGUGGUCGCUGAUUGUUGACAAUAUCAUAAUUUUCAGAUGGCAGGCUGAGUCCCGAGAGUCAUGUCUCUCCCAGCCCCUCGCUCCACCUCAGGGUUCACCUUCGAGUCGGCCGUGCACGCCGCCCACGUCCUGCGCCGCCUGGACGAGCAGCGGCGGCGGGACGCGCUGUGCGACGUCACCGUGGCGACGGGCGACCAGCACUUCCGCGCGCACGCCGCGGUCCUGGCCUCCUGCAGCGACUUCUUCCACGGGCGCGUCAGCGGCCUCACGGGGAGCCACGCCGUCAUCACCCUGCCGGAACAGGUUACGGCAGAAGGCUUCGAACCUCUGCUCCAGUUCGCCUACACCUCCAAGCUGCUCUUCACCAAAGACAACAUCCAUGCCAUUCACCAGAGCGCCGAAGCCCUGGGCUUCCACAACAUGGAGAGCGCCUGCUUCAACUUCCUCCUGCCCAAGUUCUCCAGCAGCCAAACCCCCGUCAAGGAAACUGACAGAAGAAGAUGCUGUCAGACUAGGCCUCCCGCCCUUAAGCGUGGAAUGAAGACCGGCCAAGCGGAUAGAGGCAAAACAGUGCCUUCGGAAGACCCCCGGAUCGUGUUCCCAUCCCAGUGUCCCCUAAACCCCCAGCCCAGCAUGUCGGGAGAAGAAGAAGAAGAAGAAGAAGAAGAAGACGGGUUCUGUCUGGAGACCUACGCCUCUCGCAUGCCAGGGAUUACGGGCGAGGGUGUGUGUCCGAUCCUGUCCCUGCCUUGCCCUGAGGCGACCGCCAACACCACAGCCACCACCACCACCACCACCACUACCACCAGCACAGAGCCAGAUCUACCCUCUUCGUUCUGCCAAAGAGACCUUCUGGAUCUGGGUGGUGAGUCCGAUGAACACACCCUGGACUUGCCGCUCUGCAGCCUUCGCUGCCCCAUGUCCACCUCCUCCUCUCCGGCCCUGCUCAGUGUGACCCCUGCCGACCUUCUGGAUCCCGCCGGGGGCCCCACGGGCCCCAACAACCCCAACCAACCCGUGGAGACCAUGGGCGCCGAGAUCGAGUGCAGCCCCGCCUCUUGUUGCCUCGUCACGGCCGAGACCCACCGCGUCCCCCCCAUGGCCGGGCUCCCGGAGCGGGGGGUGGCGGCAGGGGCGGGGGCAGGCGCGGAGGACCGAUCCGGGCUGGACGACGUGGGUCUCCCGGAGCCCGCCGCAGGGCUCCCGCCGGGCCUGGACCUGACCCAGGAGGACGUUGUGGCGUGCGGGCAGAGGAGCAGCGUGGAGAGGGAGGUGGCGGAGCACCUGGCGACGGGCUUCUGGCCCCACCUGGACCCGGCGGACCCCGGGGACCAGGGCACCAUGGCCAAGGCGGCCGACUUCCACUGGCUGAAGCAGCUGGACCUGAGCUCCAGCACCGGGGACUGCCCCUUCCUCCGAGACCUGGGCGGCGUGGGGGACGUGCCCGGCGACGUGCCCGAGGCCGCGGCCGGCGUCGAUAGCCUGUCGCUCUCGGAGAGGAGCCCCUACAUGUCCUCGUCCCUGAACUCCGCCGACGACUCGGACGUGGACACGGAGGAGGACGACAAGGGUGGAGAAGUGGUGGCUGAGGUGCAGCUGCCCUUCCCCGUGGACCUGAUCUCCCGCCUGAGCCGCAGCGCCUUCCAGCAGCUCCUGCGGCAGCACAAGCUGUCCGCCGGGCAGCUUGAGUACGUCCACGACGUCCGCCGUCGCAGCAAGAACCGCGCGGCGGCACAGCGCUGCAGGAAGAGGAAGCUCGACAGCAUCCAGACGCUGGAGGUGGAGAUCAACACACUGCAAGAGAAGAAGAGGCGGAUGAUGGAGGAGCACGUCCAGCUGGAGCAGGACCUGGGCACCGCCCGACGCAACCUCUCCAAGUUCAGCAAGACCGUCGGCGAGCAGUCGGACCCCCAGCAAGACCACCUUCAGCUCCUCGCCAAGGUCUCAGCCGCCGACUGCCCUGCGUCUUCCCUCCUCGUGAAGCCGGGUCAGGAAGAACCGUUCCCCGACCCCGACCCCCAGGCGCUCCUUGGCAUCCCGGGGGGCCCUCCACCCCCCUCGACGUGGAGCCCCGGCAGCGGGUCGCUCCCAGCCCAGGACCCUCAGGCCUUCAGCUGGGGGACGGAGUCGGAGGAGGCUGCGGGGUCUUCGGAGGCCUGACCCGGCCUCCGGCAGGAACGCUGGUCUCUGGCCGACGCCCUUUAGCAGGGGCGCCGAAAAGGGGGGGUAAAGGAGACGGAUUCUAGGGGCCCAUGAUGGAGGGGGGCCCAGAGAGGCCCCUAAUGAUGAUGAAAUUAUAAUACAGAAGGCCCUGUAAAGAUUAUUUUCAUGGGGCCCAAAAUCCCUAGCGGCGCCCCUGCCCUUUAGACUCAGGAUGUGCUAGAGUCCAGAGAGAGGGGGACGAGGGGGGGGGGGGCGGUCUUAGAAAGGACUCCUCAUCCCCCUUCGUGGUGCUCCUGAAUCCUGUGUGUUGAGACGGCACUGUACCGUCUCAACUCUUUUUAGUUGGUCACUUUACUCUGCACAGGGAAGCUUCCCACCACUCAGUUGGUUUUAUGCAUUUCAGCACAGUUAAAAUGCAGAGAACAGUAUUAUAUUUCUGAUGUUUUAUCUUUAUAACGGUUGUGACGUCCUUGUACUUUAGAACGUGCACGUGUGCAAGAGGUUCCCUUUAAAUUGUCUUCGGACACGUUUUAGUAAAACAGUUUUCUUCUCUCAGGGAAAAGUAGACCACCUCUGAAGAGAUUAUGGAUGCAAUUACUGUUUAAACUCUUCCUACUCUCUCACUCUCUCUCACUUUCUGUCUCACGUGUAAAAUGAAAGGCAAAUUUUGUACAUCAAAUCUAACAUAUAUGUAUAGAUAGGAGAUCAUAUUAUAUGUUGCAUAUUUUUAUGUCAACCACUUAACAUUGUCCUGCAUUAUCACCUAAACCACGUUAUCAUCGAUUUUGGAUGCAAUGUCACAGCUGACGGAUUUCUCCUCUGGGUAAAUUGAAUCUUGGAUGUAGCAUAUGAAGUAUUAAUUCUGGGAAUUAGAUGCAAUGCGUUUGAAAAAGUUGAGUCUAGUUUGAAGCGGUUUCAGUGAGGAAAUCUGUUACAUUACAUAGCUGUUUAAAUAUAGUUUACUGUAGUUAAUGAACCAUGUAUUAAAUGCCAGUUAUCCAGAAUCGCCUGGUUCCCUGGCUAGUAUUCUGCCUCUGCGUAAUACCUUUAAGUAUCAAUAAAAGCAUUAACAUAAAAAAAUGUGCCCACCUGACCCUGACACACAACUGGAGGGAACACCCAUGUGAAAUGGUUCCUAAACCUCCAACGUGGCAGCCUGUUUAUUAAUCAAUGACAUCAUAUCGAAUGAUCUGCAAUCACACAAAACCAAUGAAGAAUUAUAACAGAAUCUAUGUAAAGAGUUGUAAUAAACGUUUUAGCAUU
Molecule: messenger RNA, 3471 nt
Organism: Gadus chalcogrammus (walleye pollock)
Lineage: Eukaryota; Metazoa; Chordata; Actinopteri; Gadiformes; Gadidae
Product: transcription regulator protein BACH1-like
Exons: 5
Coding region: 106-2205 (699 amino acids)
Biological process (GO): regulation of transcription by RNA polymerase II
Molecular function (GO): protein binding; DNA-binding transcription factor activity, RNA polymerase II-specific; RNA polymerase II cis-regulatory region sequence-specific DNA binding
Source: RefSeq, a predicted model, not a curated record